UGCCAUGUUGCAAGAUGCUUCUGAAACUCUCUUGAUUGAAAUCAAUUUCCUCUGCAGCAUGAAGGGCUACUGUUUGAGAAAUCCAAGCCCAGAGCCCCCUUGGGGAAUACAGAGUGUGUGGAGCACUUACUCCAAACUCCUUUCUGUCAGAAAAAUGCAGCCCUCAAAGAAGAAAAAUGUAGAAUAUUCAGAAGCUUUCUGUAGGCCCUCAGCUGUCCAGAAGACCAGCGCUGAGAUCAUAAAUGAAGCACGAACAGCACUAAGAACUUUAAGAACUCAAAGGCCAUUUACACCAAGAGAAGAACAAAGGAAGCUUUUUGGAUCUGCCUCUUCAAGAACCCCUGAAAAUAGGCCACCUUCUGCUUUUAGUCUCCAUGCUUCCAGCUUUGAAUCGGUUGAAGCAAGGCCUGUCUCUUGUGCGCGUCUCAGCCCACUGGAACAUAAGCCAAAGCUGCGAUCAUCACCCAGGAAUAAUGAAGAGCAUCACAUUUCCCCUCCUAAACCACCAGUGGAUUCAGAGGAAGUUAGGAAAAUCAGCAAUGCUCGUGCACAUUUGUUUAGAGCAGCAUCAUAUGGAAAUCUUCUCCCAGAUAAAAUGCUUCUUCCCAAUGAGAGUAAGAUGCUGAAUUUUGAAGACCAUGCUACUAUGUAUGAUGUUUCAGGAAGUAGUGAUGAAAGUUGUUCACAAAACCUGAAUGUCCAGAUGACCAUUAAGGAUGAGUGUCUUCCACUAACAUAUAAAGAGCAUCAAAAUAAGAUAGUAGGGGAAGAAGUAUGUUCACAAAUGAUAGAUGUGUCAUCUCCAUCUCAAUGCAACAGUGAAAGUGACAAGGUUAAUGGGCAGAAAAGUCCUUUACCAUGUGUAGACAACAUUGAAUGGACUAAGUCUGCAGCUAAGUCAGAAAAUAACUUUGAAGCAAAUGAGACAGAAGAGGAAGAAAACUACUGGAAUACGAAAAUUUUACCAAUUCUACAUGAGUUAGAGACUGAUGACAAUGUCGAAAGCCUUUGCCAUGCCUGUACUGUUCUCUAUCGGACCUUGGAGGAAGGAAAUAUGCUUGACAAGCGAUUUAAAAGGCGAUCUUUGUUUUUGAAGACUUUAUACAAAUUAGUUGACAUUGCUUCAGAUCCACUUGGCCUGAAACUAGCAAAGAUUAUUCUGGGUCUGAAAGUAAGUGGAAAGAAUCUGCUUAAUGUCUGCAAACUAGUAUUUAAAAUAAGCAGAAAUGAAAAGAAUGAUUCUAUCAUUCAAAAUGACCAAAUAUUGGAUUCUCUGCUAGAAAUUCUGAGAGUUGAAGACUUGCAAGCAAACACUGAGGCCUUUCUCUAUUGCAUGGGUGCUAUGAAAUUCAUUUCUGGAAAUGCAAGGCUCAUUAAUGAGAUGGUCAACAAGGGAACUGUUGAAAUACUGCUGCAAUUAAUGAAGGAGAUCAAUGAAAUUAAUGACAAUGAUGCUCGAUUUUCCAGUUCAGGACACCUCUUGGUUCCGCUCACUGCCACUUUACGAAAUUUGGUUGACUUGCCACAGUCGAGGUGCAAACUCAUGGACUCUGAAGCAAUUCCAGAUCUUUGUCUAAUGUUGGAGAAACGUAUGAAUGACAAGGAUAUAUGUACCAAUGUGGCCAGAAUAUUCAGCAAACUUUCUUCCUUCAAUGACUGCUGUACAGCUUUGGCAGGUUGCUCCAGAUGUUAUGUCUUAUUUUUAGCCCUGCUAAACAAACACCCAAAGAAGCAGGAUUUAGUCAUCCGUAUCAUUUUCAUUCUUGGCAAUUUAACAGCAAAGAACAAUCAGGCCCGGGAACAGUUUUUUGAGAUGCAAGGAAGCAUUAAUACCCUGAUAGCAUUAUUCCAGACUAAUUGUGAAGCUGACUCAAAUAGUAAACUGUGGAAAGGUGAUGGCAAAUUAAAAAAUCUCAAGCAUCCGUCUGAAGCAGAAGAUGUCCUCAUCAAACUUAUAAGAGUGAUUGCCAAUUUGUCCAUCCAUCCUAGUGUCGGUGCAAGUCUAGCAACUAACCAUCAUAUUGUGACGUUCCUUAUUACAGUUCUAGAAUACAAAUCAGUUGAUGAAUGUGAAGAGCUGGUUAUUAAUGCCACAGCAACAAUCAGCAAUUUAUCCUUCUACAAAGUGAAGAAUUCUGUAAUCGAGGAGAAGAAAUUAUAUAUUGCAGAAUUGCUUUUAAAGCUGUUAAUGAGCAGUAAUAUGGAUGGAAUCCUGGAAGCUAUUCGAGUCUUUGGUAAUCUUUCCAAGUACCAUGAAAUCUGUGACUUCAUUAUGCAGGGAAAGGUGUACAAGUUCAUCAUUGCUUUGCUUGAUGCCAGACACCAGGAUGUCUGCUUUUCAGCCUGUGGUGUUCUCCUCAACCUUACUGUGGAUAAAAGCAGAUGCAGUAUACUGAAUGAAGAAGGAGGAAUUAAAAAGUUGAUUGAUUGUUUGAGAGACUUUGGGCCUACAGACUGGCAGCUUGCUUGUUUGAUAUGUAAAACGUUGUGGAACUAUAGUGAGAAUGUUACAAGGUCUAAGCCCUGUUUUGAAGAUGAUGAAUCAAACACCUUGUUAGUUCUCCUUGCAUCAUACUUAGAUGAAGAAUUGGCACUGGAUUACAAUUUUGACAACGAUUUAAGAGAUUAUCACAAACUUUAUUGGGAAACAGAGUUCAAACCUGUGGCAGAGAAGCUUCUCCAGAGAAUUCAAAACUGAAACUUCAUUUCAAGGUUGAAAAAACAAGCUCUAAAAGAUAUCAUGAAGAGCAAUGAAGUCUGUGGCCAGCAUCAGAUAUGCAACAUUUUGUUAAGCCCUGUUCUGACCAAAGUUCCUAAUCUUUUCUGUCUCAUCUCCCCCACCACCCUGUUACACAGAGAAACAGAGAGCUAACCACUGUAGAGGCAAGGCCACAAAGAAAACAGCUGAAAUGUGCAUGUCUUGCUCUGUGCCUCAUCUUCCCUACCAUUUCUUUUUUUAAAAAACCUGUCGUUCAGAUAUAUUUUUUUCAAGUGUCCUCUUCAAGCUUUCCGUAUCAUCUUUAAACUGAUGACAACUAACUAUACUCCUCUACCCAGGAACUCUUUCUCUUUACCCAAGUCCACUUCUCCAAUUCCCUGUCUGAUAUUUCUGCUAGGAUGUUCCAUCAUCAUUUCAGACUCAAUAAAGACCCAAACCAAACUUCUCAUCUUUCAUCCCUCUCCUCCCUAGCCCUUCUCUCCUCACUUGUUCUCUAUUUCCAUUGGCAGUGUCACCAUCCAUCCUAUGUAGCAAGCAUUCAAACUUGACUAAAUUGGGACUCCUCUCUCACCCUAUGUUCAUUCACUUCACCAAGUCUCUCAAUUUACAAUAUUGCAAAAAUACUAAGCCCUCUUUUCUGCCCCUUUGGAGAAAACUAGUUCAUGCCCUGAUUAUCUCCCACUCAUGACUACUAUAGCCUUCUGUCCGAUAUUCCAUUGUCUCUCCUCUAAAUCAUUCAUCUAUCUUGUCAGACUGACCGCAUGAUAGCACUCUUUAAAUCCCUACACUGGUUUUCUGCCCAUUCCUGGAUCCAGCACACACAUCUCACCCCUAGCUAUAAUGACCUCCAUAGCCUUGUCCUCUCAUCUCUCUACCUCAUCAUCUUCAACUGCUUCCUCAAAUUUCUUGCCCUUUCUUUCUUGCUGUCCCUUAUGCCUGGGAAAUGCCAUCUUUAUUUCCUAUAAAUCCCUCCUCAAAAACCAACUUUCCCAUGAAGCCUUUGGCAUAGUUGCCCACACCCCACUGUAAUUAUAUCCAAACAUGUAAUGGAAAUAGAUGUAUAUUCUUCCUCUGUGUAUCCCUUUCUCCCUUAUCUCAUCAAGUCAAAUUUUAGAUUGUGGGUUCCUUGGGGCAAGGAACCUCUCCUUGUAUAUUGCAGUUUCAAUAAUACUAAUGUUGCCAGGUAGCUAACCUUUCCUGAUUCAGGUAGAUACAGAGAACGCCAGAUGGCAGAAGAUUUAAAAUAGUCAGUUAUUUUUAGUGUCUAAAGAAGCAUUUCAUAUUAUGCUUCCACAUUAUAAAAUAUCCUUGCUAAUGUGUUCACAUUAUAAAAGGUGACAUAUAUAUUUGGAGGAGUCAUCCCCUUUUUUUGUGUCUGGACUGCAGUGUUUAGGAGUGUGGACUGUGCUAAGGUUUAGUUUGUGUGUGUGAAGUCCCCACUCAUCUCAGUAAGUACCAUGCCACACUGAUGAGUUAUAUGGCUAAAAGGGAGAUUAUUCCACUACCCCCCCCCGAAGCUUACUUAAACCUAAUAAAUGCUGAUGCCGCCAUCACUCAAGAAAUGAGCUUGGAUAGACAGGCUGGGUGGGUCAGGUGAGUGGAAGUCAGAAUGGGACUUUUAACAGCCCUGCUUUUUUGCGGGGGGGGGAUGGGACACAAAGGCCUCACUGAAUAAAAAGGCAAAGCAAUGGAUUUCCACCAAGUUCUCUCCUCUUAGCACCAGAAUCAGGACAAAGGUUUUCUAAAAAUUUAUUAAAUGUAUGUUCUGCACUUCCUCCCAAAAGGAGCCCACACUAUAUAUGUUAAUUGGCUUACCAAUCCUAGGAUGUCUAUGUUAUCACAAUUGUUAUGUAAUUAACAGUGGCAGUUCACAAAACUAUUAUCUGUAUUUUGUGCAUUUCAUUUCCCUCUGACCUUUCUGUUUACAAUCCCUUCUCCAACCACAUGUGUAACUCAGGAUAAUACUUAAAGCAUAUG
This is a messenger RNA of Rhineura floridana, 4696 nucleotides long. RefSeq names its product armadillo repeat containing 2 (gene ARMC2). The transcript has 19 exons. The coding region runs from base 5 to 2698 and encodes 897 amino acids. Gene Ontology annotation, biological process: cilium organization; sperm axoneme assembly. Gene Ontology annotation, molecular function: protein binding. The record is from RefSeq and is a predicted model, not a curated record. NCBI's taxonomy places the organism in Eukaryota, Metazoa, Chordata, Lepidosauria, Squamata, Rhineuridae.